CCUUCCUCUUCUCUUCUUCUUCUUCUUCUUCUUCUUCUGCUUCUCUCUCCUUUUCUCUCCCUCUUGCCUCCACCUCCACCUCCUCCACCUUCCAACCAAACAUCUCCACUCCUCCCCAACACACCACAUUCAAGAUGGGCUUCAUCGACGACGAAGUUAAGCGCCUCGGCGAUGUCAUUGCCUCCCUCGAGGAUCGCGUCAGGUCCCUCGAGACCCGCGACUUCAGCGGCAAGCCCGUCACCACCGCCGAGCAGCUCCGCAUGGUCCUCAUGGGCCCUCCCGGUGCCGGCAAGGGCACCCAGGCCCCCAAGAUCAAGGAGAAGUUCAACUGCUGCCACCUUGCCACCGGUGACAUGCUCCGCGCCCAGGUCGCCAAGGGCACCGCUCUCGGCAAGCAGGCCAAGAAGAUCAUGAACGAGGGCGGUCUCGUCAGCGACGACAUUGUCAUUGGCAUGAUCAAGGACGAGUUGGAGAACAACAAGGAGUGCCAGGGCGGCUUCAUCCUCGACGGCUUCCCUCGCACCGUCCCCCAGGCCGAGGGUCUCGACGCCAUGCUCCGCGAGCGCAACCUGCCCCUGCAGCAUGCGGUCGAGCUCAAGAUCGACGACUCCCUUCUCGUCGCGCGCAUCACGGGCCGUCUCGUCCACCCUGCUUCCGGCCGUUCCUACCACCGCAUCUUCAACCCGCCCAAGGACGACAUGAAGGACGACAUCACGGGCGAGCCGCUGGUGCAGCGCAGUGACGACAACGCCGAGGCGCUGCGCAAGCGUCUUGAGACCUACCACAAGCAGACGGCGCCCGUCGUCGGCUACUACCAGAACACGGGCAUCUGGAAGGCCAUUGACGCCAGCCAGGAGCCCGCCCAGGUCUGGAAGUCCCUGCUCGCCAUCUUUGAGGGUGACAAGGCCAAGGCUAGCAGCGCUGGCAGCGGUAUCAUGAGCAAGAUUGCUUCUGCUGCCAAGAGCUCGUAAAGAAAACACCCGGCAAAACCAAUGUCAGCUUGUGGUUUCUUUCCACGUUUUAGGUUGGUG
Molecule: messenger RNA, 1031 nt
Organism: Neurospora hispaniola
Lineage: Eukaryota; Fungi; Ascomycota; Sordariomycetes; Sordariales; Sordariaceae
Product: putative adenylate kinase
Exons: 3
Coding region: 135-971 (278 amino acids)
Biological process (GO): ADP biosynthetic process
Cellular component (GO): mitochondrion; cytoplasm
Molecular function (GO): AMP kinase activity; ATP binding
Source: RefSeq, a predicted model, not a curated record